AAUAAUAUUUUAACAUAGUAUUCAAAAUUAGUAUGGCGAAAAAAAUCGAAAGCAGAAAAAAACAACCUAAAAAUAGCACAAUUAUUAAAGCGGAUAAAUCAAAACUAGAAGCUCAGGAACGACUAUGUGAAAUUGACAGGAAACGAGAAAAAGAGGCUUUGCAGGCACAAAAAAAUGAAGAGUUGAAGAUUCGAGAACACCAGCUUCGUGAGAAACGUUUAAAACCCAUCUGUGCCAUGUUAUCGACAUUAGCCCAGAAAAAAUAUGAACACGAUCAAAUAUAUCGUGAUGAAUUGGACUGGAAACAUUUAAUAGAGUGUAACGGUACUCCUAAUCCUAGAAAUGUACAAGAACUCAAUACAUAUCUAUUUGUCUGGAAAAAAGUAAAUCAUGCUAAUGAUAAUUGGAACUCUUACGAGGAUAAAUGUUUAGAAAUAUUUAAUAUUAUGGAUGCAGUAGAUGACACCGUGGAUUUACCACUGAAUUUUAAUCAAUUUAAACUUCAGUGUUUUCGAGAAGCUAGAGACAACUUGGGAAGACUGUUGGUAGAAAUUGUGUAUGGAGCAUGUUAUCAUCUGCUAAGUGAUUAUGAACGCAGAAUGGAUCCAAUAGAUUUAGAAACAGUUGCUUAUCAAAAUUCUUGUGAAGCAUUUGCUGUUGGCUUGCAUGCAGUAUGCCAUAGGCCUAGAUUACAGACAGAUGACAGACCACCCCCAAAAUGUGAUUUCCCAGAAUGUCUGGUGAUGGUGGAUGUACCACCACAACUUUCACAACAACAUAUGGCAAUAAUGGCUCUUUGGCUACGCUGGGAUCCUUUCAUAGACAGAAUGGCUGAGUUUGAUGCAUCAAAAUCACUAGAGUCAGAUAUUCGAAGUCUGUGGCAGUACUUGGAAGAUAUGUGGGAAGAACGCAACCAAAUAUUACAGAAAUUUAACGAAGAAAAGGAACAAGUAAAAAAGGAAUUAUGGAUCAUUAAAAUGGAAGAAAAACUAAAAUUGUUCUCUGCAGUCGAUCCAAGCAAUUACCCAGACGAUUUAAAAGCAUACAUCGACGAACUAAGAGAAAAUGAAACAGAAAUUAUUAGAGAAAACGGACCAGAAUAUAAAGCAGUACAAGAAAUGGAAGAACGCCAAGAUGAGGUCGAGAUAAAAGAUGAACCACAAAUAUCAGAAGAAGUAAAAGCAACUAAAUCAACAAUACACAUUGAUUUCAAAAAAUCUCCCAGUCAAGAAAUGGAAAAAAAGCAGCUGGAAGAAAUGGAAAAAAUUUCUAUUUCAUUGAAAUAUCAAGAAAAACCAAAUGAACUGAAUCCCAGAAGAUACUGGAUUAUUGGUGGAGCAUUUAAUGUAGAAAUGUGGAAACUUCCUAUGCAGCCUGUAGAACAUAAAGAUGGGAGUGUGGUCGUAAUGCUCGUAGGCCAUUCUGCACUGCAAUCAAUCGAUUAUCAUGAAAAAUACGAGCCGUUACAGUUAUCCGUACGUUUUUCGUCUACAUCGUCGGAAGACGAAGAAACGGAUGUCAAGAAACAAAACCAAGAAGCUCUUAAGAGACUGACAAUGGUAAAUAUAAAGUUACCAGAAAAUGUGCUUUGGUUCGAAAACCCUAAGCCAGCCAUGUGGAAUGAGGAAAAAAAAAUUUGGACUACUGAUUACAUAUAUGACGUCAGGUUCAACGAGGAGAAGCAGAUGGUAUCCUUCCGCGCGGGUCGGAUGGGCUCGUUCGGGCUGGCCGUCAACCGGUACUCGAACUUCCCGUUCCAGUCGUGGGAGAUACGGCCCGAGGGCAACAGCCCGGACAGCGGCGUCGUGCUGUCCGUGACCGCGGCCACAGUGCUGAUCGAGUUCGUGGUGCGCGGCGACCACGCGGCCAUGGUGCAGCUUCAGAACGCGACCACGGUGGCGCUACAGGAGAUGAUCGGCGUGUACCACCGGCCGGACAAGCUGGUGCGAUUGCUGCGCCGCGGCGGCGUCAACCUGUUUCCCGCGCCGGACGCGCUGCACUACGUGGACGGGCGCCGGCCGCCCAAGCACACGGUCGCCGAGCGACACACGUACCGGUGCAUGGCCGCCCUGAGCGGCACCCACCAGUUCACCGCGUCCCGGUGGAACGUCCACGUGGCCACCAACCGGAUUGUGAUGCAGAUGAAAGAGAUACCGGUCGACGAAGCGGCCGUCGACGAGUCCCUUGCCGCUGCUGUUGCCGCCGCUUCAGCGGGCGGUGGUGGCGUGAGCGUCCCGUUCAAGAUGGUCAUGGUGACGCCGGAACGGGCCUUGCUGCUCAAGUGCAACGAGGUCAGCCAAGCGUUCUCGGAGGAACCGCUGAACCCGGAUGACGACGCGCCGUUCGCGCCCGACCUGUUCGCACUAGCCGUGGACACCGCGAGCACGGAUCGCGUGCGCGCCGCCUUGGCAGACGUCCGCGACUUUGAGACCGUACAGACGUUGUACUACCUGUUGGACAAGAUUAAAUUCUUGAGCUAUUCUUGAUCCGCUCCCCCGUCCGUCAUCUGAAACCACCCCCUCGUGCUGCAGCAAUUGGUCGAUCGAAAUAAUACAUUCUAUUCGGUAUCGAAAAAAAAAAAAAAAAGAAAAAGAUCAUGUGGAAAAUAAAUAAUUUUAAAUUCGAUGGCCGAUUAAUUUAUAGAUCGUGAAACAGAAGAUAGUCCAUCCACGUAUUUUGUUUAAGGUUAGUACAUAGCAGUUUAAGAUCUAAAUUAGUCCAAGUUCAAGGUUAACAUUUAAGGAAGGUAUAUGGAAGGUUAGUAUAUAUAACGAACGUGUUGCCAGUCCCCCUUGAAAAAUCUAAAAAAAAUUAUGUAAAUAAUUAGCUUGCAAUUCACAAUAAUUCGCAAGACCUAUAUCAAAAAAUUCGCACGAUACUCCUUCCCUUCCAAAAUCCAAAAUCCAAAAUCCAUAGGGGGCUGGAAACACGUUCGUGUCAGAUUAGCACAGGGAUGACAAACCUUUUGAACAAACACUGC
Molecule: messenger RNA, 2980 nt
Organism: Sipha flava (yellow sugarcane aphid)
Lineage: Eukaryota; Metazoa; Arthropoda; Insecta; Hemiptera; Aphididae
Product: protein CASC1-like
Exons: 5
Coding region: 33-2486 (817 amino acids)
Cellular component (GO): axoneme
Molecular function (GO): beta-tubulin binding; microtubule binding
Source: RefSeq, a predicted model, not a curated record